AUGGGCAAAUUAAUUCGUCUCGAGUUAUUCAACUUCAAGUCGUAUAAAGGACAUCAUGUUCUUCUCUUUGGAGACUCGUACUUUACUUCGAUUAUUGGACCCAAUGGAUCCGGAAAGUCCAAUUCUAUGGAUGCCAUCUCCUUCGUUUUGGGCAUCAAGUCUUCGCACCUGCGCUCCGCCCAUCUCAAGGACCUCGUUUAUCGCGGCCGAGUUUUGAAAACAGCAAAGAUUAACGACGAUGGCUCUGCUCAAACUAACGGGGACGCCAAUGGUGAUGAGAAGGCCUCCCGCGGUGACCCGAAAACUGCUUGGGUUAUGGCUGUGUACGAAGACGACGCGGGCGAGGAACAGAAAUGGAAGCGCUCCAUCACGAACCAGGGCGCUAGCGAGUACCGAAUCAACGACCGCGUUGUUACCGCCCAGCAGUACAAUGAGUCUCUAGAGAGCGAAAAUAUCCUGAUCAAGGCCCGAAACUUUCUUGUUUUCCAAGGAGAUGUCGAGGCCAUUGCUUCUCAGUCGCCACAGGAUCUGACGCGUCUGAUAGAGCAGAUCUCCGGGAGCUUAGAGUACAAGGCUGAAUACGAAAAGACGCAAGCCGAGUCCGAGCAGGCUGCCGAAAACCAGAACUUCCAGCUACACCGACGACGCGGCAUCAACUCAGAAAUUAAACAGUACCGAGAGCAGAAGAGGGAGGCAGAUAACUUCCAAAACAAAACAGAUGAACGCGAUGCAGCCAUCGUCACACACAGCUUGUGGAAGCUUUACCACUUCCAGAAGGCUAUGGACGACUCAUACGCUGCGAUCCAGGACCAUCAAGAAGACCUCAAAGAGUUGCGCCGUAACGUGGAAUCAUUUGAGAAGAGGCUUGAUGCUGCCAGAAGGGAGCAGGCUGCCGCGAACCGCCAAGUGGCCAUGGUUGACAAGGAUAUCAAGGCCAAAGUGAGAGACAUCGAAGAUAAAGAGAACAGUCUCGUCCCAGUUGAAGAGAAGAUCAACGAAUCCACUGAGCAAGUCAAGGCGCUCCAAGUCCAAGUUGCCAAGGUCACCAAGGAACAUGACGAACAAGUUGAGGUUGUCCAACAGGUCCAGAAGAGUAUCGAAAGCGUGGAGAAGGCUCGUGAGAUAUUCGAGAACGACUACAAGGAACAGAUGAAGAAGCAAGGUCGCGAAGUCAGCGAUGAGGACCGUCGAGAAUACAGCAGACUUCGCACCCAGGCUAUGUCCCGAACAGGUUCCAACCAGGCCAAGCUUGAACAGCUUGAUCGACAGCGAAAGGCUGACGAGGUUACUGUGAACAACUUGAAAGGGAAGGUCGACAGCAUUGCAGCAGCUAUCGACAAGAUUGAGGCAGAACUUGCAAGCAUCGACGAACGCAGAACAUCGGCGCAGACUAUCUCAAAAGAGCUUUCGCAGGAAAUCGAUGCCAAGAAGAAGGAGUUUAACCAGCUUCAGUCGGAACGAGUUAGAACCAACCAGAAGCGAACCGAGCUUGAGGAAAAGCUUGAGGAUGUGGCCCGGAAACUCAGGGAAGCCGAUGACGGCCGUCGUCAAAACGACCGAGAAGCCAGAACGAAAGAAAUGGUGACAUCCUUGAAACGCAUGUUUCCAGGUGUCCGUGGCCGCGUCGGCGAUCUUUGCAAACCUAAGCAGAAGAAGUUCGACGAAGCUGUUAUUGUUGCGCUUGGUAGAGACUUUGACUCAGUUGUUGUCGACUCUGAAAAGAUUGGCGUUGAAUGUGUCCAGUACCUCAAGGAGCAGAGAUUUCCUCCAAUGACCUUUAUUCCACUGGACAACAUCAAGGUCAACGCUGUCAACACUGCUGUCAAGGGAUUCUCUGGCGCACGGUUGACGAUUGAUACGAUUGAUUUCGAUUCUUCCGUUGAGCGUGCCAUGUCAUAUGCAUGCGGCAGCUCCGUUGUCUGUGACUCUCUCGACAUCGCGAAACACAUCUGUUACGAAAAGAAGAUCCCAGUCAAAGCUGUGACGCUGGAAGGCUAUAUUAUUCACAAGGCAGGUUUGAUGACUGGUGGUCGCGGUCCUGAGUCGAAAAACAAGAGGCGGUUCGAGGAGGCUGAUGUUCAGAACCUCCAACGAAUGGCUACCAAGCUGAAGGAUGAGAUCGACCGACUCCCCAAGGCUGACCGUCGAGGUUCCCAAGAAGAAUCCUUGCAGAUCGACCUAUCGGGACUUGAGAGACGGUUGGUGGCCGUCAAAGAUGAGAUGGCAGCGCUCAACAAGAACCAUGCGAGCAAGAAGCGCGAGCUGGAUAACCAAAGGCGACAGCUUAACGAGCUCGAGCCAAAGUACCAAGAACAAGCCUCGCAGCUUGAGAGCACCACAGCCACUUGUGAGGAGUUCCGAGAUGCCAUUGCGCGAGUGGAUGAUGAAGUAUUUGGAGACUUCUGCAGGCGGCUUGGCUACAGUGAUAUUCGUGCUUACCGGGAUUCUCAAGGCAAGCUGGAGCAGGAAGUCUCUGAGAAGCGCAACGAAUUCGAUGUCCAGAAGCAGAAACUGUCCACUAGAUUGGGAUGGGAGCAACAUAGGGUGGCUAUGUCGACCGGACGCAUCGACACAAUACAGAAACAGAUCCGACAUUUAAAGAAGGAGAUCAAGACCUAUACCAAGGCCAAGGAUGAGAUCGAAAACGCCUUGCGCGAGGAACAGGAAGCGCUCGAAGCCCUUCGCGAAACGCUAGACGAGAACAGAUCGGAGCUUGCCGAGAGGAACCAGAAAGUUUCCGAGGCCAAGGUUGAGGUACAAAAACGGUCCAAGGAUAUCGACACACAUCUAAGAGAUAUCAACGCUCUCGAGACGAUAGUCCAAAAGAACAGUUCAAGCAAAUCGGCGUUACUCCGACGAUGCCGUUUGGAACAAAUUCGCAUACCGCUUGUGAAUGGUACUCUGGAUAAUCUGCCCAACGAAGAUGAGCUGCUUCGCCAAGACCCAGAUGCCAUGGAUAUCGAUGAAGAUGACGAGGAGAUGAUGGAUAUGGCUCUCAAUGAUCACGGUAUUGCGAUAGAUUUUGAUGGCCUUGACGAUGAUCUCAAAGCCUCCGAUGACCCGAGUGUCGAAGAUGGUCUAUCAGAGAAGAUCACGAGCCUAACAUCCGAAUUGGAAAAGCUCAACCCCAACAUGCGUGCAAUGGAGAGGCUGGAGAGUGUUGAAACCAGACUGAGAGUCACGGAUCAAGAAUACGAAGACUCAAAGACUGCAGCACAAGAGGCCAAAGAGGCUUUCAGCGAGGUCAAGCAAAAGCGAUAUGACCUUUUCAACAAAGCUUUUAGCCAUAUCCAGGAGCAAAUUUCACAUGUAUACAAGGAUCUGACUCGAUCUGAAGCGUACCCCCUUGGUGGUCAAGCGUAUCUGGAUAUCGAGGAGGAUACAGACAUGCCUUACCUGUCUGGUAUCAAGUACCACGCCAUGCCUCCGCUCAAACGCUUCAGAGAUAUGGAGCAUUUGUCAGGUGGUGAAAAGACUAUGGCAGCGCUUGCUCUCUUGUUCGCCAUCCACAGCUAUCAGCCUAGCCCUUUCUUUGUUCUUGACGAGGUGGAUGCCGCUUUGGACAACGCCAACGUCGACAAGAUCAAGAAGUAUAUCAAGGAUCACCGAGGUCCUGGUAUGCAAUUCAUCGUUAUCAGUCUCAAGGCUGGCCUGUUCCAGGACAGUGAUAGCUUGGUAGGCGUCUACCGAGACCAGGAAGUUAACAGUUCAAGAACCCUUACUCUAGAUUUGCGCCAAUACGCGUGA
This is a messenger RNA of Fusarium graminearum PH-1, 3747 nucleotides long. RefSeq lists its product as uncharacterized. The transcript has 5 exons. Lineage: Eukaryota; Fungi; Ascomycota; Sordariomycetes; Hypocreales; Nectriaceae. Gene Ontology annotation, molecular function: DNA binding; ATP hydrolysis activity; ATP binding. Gene Ontology annotation, cellular component: cohesin complex; nucleus; chromosome. Bases 1 to 3747 code for a protein of 1248 amino acids. Gene Ontology annotation, biological process: sister chromatid cohesion. The record is from RefSeq and is a predicted model, not a curated record.